UUAUUUCUAGUUAGUAGAAUAAAUAAAGAAAAGUAUGGCUAUGGCAGAGGGUGGUUAUGAUGCAAAUUUUGUUGAAGAAGUAGCCACUGAUAUAAAAUGUAUUGUGUGCCAUUUUCCUUUGAGGAAACCUGUACAGGUUAUACAAUGCGGGCACAGAUUUUGCGAGCAGUGUUUUGAGCAAAUGGAGGAUUAUUCCUUUACUCGAAAAACAACCCUUCGCUGUCCCUUUGAUCGACUGGUAAUUAACUCCAAGCAGGUGGUAUAUAAAAAAAGAAGUACAACAUGGAUGUUGUUAUCGUAGAGGGUGGCUAUGACGCAAAUUUUGUUGAAGAAGUAACCACUGAUUUGAAAUGUUGUGUGUGUCAAUAUCCUUUGAGAAAGCCUGUACAGAUUAUACAAUGCGGACACAAGUUUUGUGAGCAGUGUUUUGAACAAAUGAAGGAUUAUUCCUCAACUCAAAACAUAGACCUUUGUUGUCCCUUAGAUCGAAUGGUGAUUGACUCCAAUCAGGUGUUUCCAGAUAAAGGAUUAGAGAGAAUGGUCCUCAACUUAAAAGUGCGAUGCUCUAAUGUAGCAAAAGGUUGCAUUUGGGUGAAUGAUUUGAGGGAUCUGAAGCCCCAUUUAGAUGGAGAUUGUGACUACACCAUAGUAACAUGUCAGAAUGAAGGUUGCGACAAGCAAAUCCAACGCAACGCCUUACAACAGCAUGUUAUCCAAUGUUCUGUUCAGAAAGAUGGGGAUUGCAAUGGUAAAGAAAUAAAAGAAUUAAUUGAUAGUCUUAGUUCCAGAUUACUAGAGUGUGAAAUGAAAAUGAAAGAAAAGGAUGAGAGACUAAUCAAUUGCGAGAAAGACCUAAAGGUGACAAAAGACAAGUUGUUGGUGACAGAACAUGCACUAGUUAGUUUUAAGAAGGAAUUAAAGACAACAACAGUCAGGUUAGGGAAUUGUGAAGCGGAAGCAUUAAAGAAAGAUGCGAUUAUUAAACGAUUAUCCAGUGUAAAUUCUAUGGGUUUUUUUCAAUGGACAAUAAAUAAUUACAACAGCGUUAAAUGGAGCGAAGAAUUGAACAGUCCAUACUUCUAUUCAUCAUAUAAUGGCUACAAAUGUCAACUAAUGGCUAAAUGGUAUGGACCUGAAAGAGGUAGAAUGGGUUUGUAUUUUUUCAUUUGCAAAGGCGAGAAUGAUGAUGAAUUAGUAUGGCCAUUUCCAAUGAAAGUACGAUUGCAAUCUACUGACAGAAAUGGUGUUAUAAAAAGUAUGACUGUUUCGGGUUGGAAGAGACCUGAAGUUAUGCUAACAAAUGGAAUCGGAUCGAGAGGAUUUUUACAAAUGCCGCAGUUGGCAAAACAUAUUCAAAAUAACAAGAUGGUGAUUUAUUGUUUUUUCGAUCUUUGACACACAGACGUCUCUUCUUUAGUCUCUCUCACAGCUGUUAUGUGAUUUUCUCUCUUCAUUCUUUCCUAAUUUUAUCACUAUAAAGUGUUUUUUAGUUUUCUGAAGAAUAACAAAACGCAGGAAAUAAAAUAAUAAUAUCUUA
This is a messenger RNA of Hydractinia symbiolongicarpus, 1537 nucleotides long. RefSeq names its product TNF receptor-associated factor 4-like. The record is from RefSeq and is a predicted model, not a curated record. NCBI's taxonomy places the organism in Eukaryota, Metazoa, Cnidaria, Hydrozoa, Anthoathecata, Hydractiniidae. The coding region runs from base 283 to 1395 and encodes 370 amino acids. Gene Ontology annotation, cellular component: plasma membrane signaling receptor complex. Gene Ontology annotation, molecular function: zinc ion binding; protein binding. The transcript has 7 exons. Gene Ontology annotation, biological process: regulation of canonical NF-kappaB signal transduction; positive regulation of JNK cascade.